This is a messenger RNA of Moneuplotes crassus, 1472 nucleotides long. The record is from the annotation of a GenBank genome assembly. Lineage: Eukaryota; Ciliophora; Spirotrichea; Euplotida; Euplotidae.
UUGGAGAUAAUAUUUUCAUAUAAUUCAUUUAAAGCCCAAUGAUAUCAAUCUUGUCAAAAACUAAGCCAGAUAAACCAAAAAUCACGACUUUUGACUGGAACAGACUUCUUGAAUCGAUCCGUUCAGAAUGUUCAGGCUACGACCAGUCCCUAAUGUUUCUCAUGGGUCUAAACUAUGAAAAAUUCCAUACCCAAUACAAAGCUGGUGAACUACUAGAAAUCACCUCAAAAAUUCAGAAGAAGAUCUCUUCUUCAGGAGUUUCCUCCCCUCAAGCACGUAGGAUUUUCCGGAAUCUCUACACCCAGACCACUCCUCGUGAAGUCCUUGACCUUUCAUAUUUCUUGGAGCCAAAGAAGAAGCAUAUUUCAAAGCCAGUCACUGCGACCAGGCCCACUUUGCGAAAUAACCCAAGCUACACCAGGAUCAGUCAGAAAUCAAACAAGGGAGGCUACAAGCCUCUCUACUCCAUGAAGGCUAGGGAGGAGAAGCUCAAGACCUACUACAGAGGCAUAAAGACCUCCAAGGCCGCUGGGCCUCGCAAGCUUAGAGCCAGCAAGGAGUCAAAGACUCCUCAGAAGUCCAAGGUUACUACCCUCGGUUCAAAAUCAAGUUUCCAAAGUAAACCUAGCCAAGAGGUUAGGAUCCUGUCAGAAACUAAAGUUCUCAGCAAGCACAACUGCAUCACUGAAGAGAAGUCUGAAAAUGAAGAAGCCAAGACAGGUCCAAGCAGUCGGUACCAGGAAGAAGAAAAGAUUGAUACUACUUCUAGGAAAAUUCAGCCUCUCGAUCUUUUAGAUCCUUUCAAAGACGAUAAGGACGUUCAAAGUGAAGAAGCAAAAAUUCCCAUAUCUUCAGAAUCUAAUUUCAGAGAUUGUCCGAUUUGCUUCAGCAAAAUUGAAAUGAAGAACCUCGCCUUCAUCGAGUGUGGCCACAUGUACCACAUUGAGUGUCUCCAGAUGUAUAUCAAGACUCAGGUUGAUGUGAAGUCGUUCCCAAUUAAGUGUCCGCUCAAAGAAUGUCAUGCUCGGAUCCCAGACUUUGAUGUUAAAGAAAUUUGUGAGAAAGAUCUGUACCAAAAAUAUGAAAGGUUCCAGUUCGAGAGCUUUAUUGAUAGCAAUUCUCAGUUCUAUCACCAUUGUCCGACUCCAGAUUGUUCUUACAUCUUCGAGUGGGAUGCUAAUAAAGAUCCAAGCAAGCUGUCUUGUCCUUCCUGCUCCAAAGUGCACUGUCUGAAAUGCAAAGUACCUUGGCAUGAAGGUUGGACUUGUGAGAAAUAUUCUAAAAUCAAAGAGGCAAGUCCUGAUGACCAGAUGUUCUACAAGUUAGCCAACGAGACGAAGUUCCAGCAAUGCAGUCAGUGCAAGUUCUGGGUCCAGAAGAAGGAAGGAUGUGACCAUAUCACUUGUCGGUGUGGAUAUGAAUUUUGCUAUAUCUGUGGAGGGAAGCAUCAAGAAUGUGAUUGCGGAGAAUAA